AUGUCUAGUGUAAACUGUGUAAACUCAGGAGAACGUCUUGACGAAACUUCCAGAAAUGCUGCGCAUGCCUCCCUUAUUAAGCGUGACUCUGAAAUUGAAUGCGUGCUAUCACAGACCCACGAGGUCAACAGCCCAGGGUCGACAAUGCGACAGUCGUCCCCAUCUACACAUGUUGAAGCGACUUCGACACAACCAUCACAACAGCCACCUGCAUCACCCAUGCCCCUUCCGGAUGUUGUCGACGAAAAGGAGGAAGAGAACUGUUUUCACCAAGCCUACGUUUCAAAAACGAUGGAUGAAAUGAAGCUUCGCGAGAACCUAUUUAAAACCUUGGGUGAAGCCUUUGAGCAGAACGUAAUAAUGGACGAAAGCGUAAUAGAACUUCUCACGGAAAGGAUUCAAUCACUGUGGGAACCUUCUUACACUGAUUCAGUGUGCAAUUCGGAAAGGGAUCAUCAUUACAUUACCCUGAAAAAUUAUAUUAAAUAUGUGAUAGCACGAAUUCGAUAUAAAUUGGACGAUGAAGAAGACGAAAUUGAGGGUCGCGAGAAUAGCGGGAUUUCCGAAUGGGCGUGGACAAAUUGGUCCGGCUUAAAGUUAGUCCUCGCCAUGGUGUACAUUGAACGAUUAAGGAAGGCGAAUCCAUGCUUUCACGGCGAACAAGGGUGUUCGCAUCGCGUCUUUUUCAUCGCAUUUGUUAUUGCGUCCAAGUACGUGGACGCAAGUUUCUCCAAGAGCUGUUCCGAAGGAUUAGACGAUGAUUCAUCGGAAGAAUCAUAUAUAGAUUCAGACGAGGAAUUGGAUUAUGAAUCGGGGGGAGGACAAUGGACAGAACAAAUUUUUGAUAUUGAACAAUACGGGACUCGGAGAGAUUCAACAGAAGAGGAACGAAGGAAUGAUGACGGGUGGCGCGCGGAAGGUUUAAUACUUGAAGAAUGGACAUUGACAGAUGCGCGGCCCGUGUGGGAAGAUGCGAUUCACACAACACCAACAAAUCACAAUUACUCCAACAACCUUCAAGGUAUUACACUGACAGACACGUCACUAAUAGCGCAUACAUUAUUACUUAUCCCUCAUAACAAUUCUUACUAUUGGUCAAACAUUACCAAUCACGUGUUUUCACCGAACGAGAUAACACGCAUGGAAAUUGACUUUCUAUACAUGCUAAGAUUCAAUCUUGUAGUCAACGAAGACGACAUAAUAGAGUGUUGGAAGAGGUGCAUGGAUAGUUGUCAAUUAGUACCCGGGGAUUUGAGUUUACGGGAUUAUAACAAGUUAGGCACCACCACGCUUGACUUUGAACAUCAUUUCGGCGGAUUCAUUAUCGGAGGGGAAUUAGGAAAUUGUGGUGACGGAAUCGUGCCACAACAAUAUUAG
This is a messenger RNA of Acaulospora colombiana, 1377 nucleotides long. The record is from the annotation of a GenBank genome assembly. Lineage: Eukaryota; Fungi; Glomeromycota; Glomeromycetes; Diversisporales; Acaulosporaceae.